This is a messenger RNA of Bipolaris zeicola 26-R-13, 1053 nucleotides long. RefSeq lists its product as uncharacterized. Gene Ontology annotation, cellular component: nucleus; cytoplasm. The record is from RefSeq and is a predicted model, not a curated record. Lineage: Eukaryota; Fungi; Ascomycota; Dothideomycetes; Pleosporales; Pleosporaceae. Bases 1 to 1053 code for a protein of 350 amino acids. The transcript has 2 exons.
AUGCAUCAUCUCGAUCCCCAUGAGCGGCCGCCAGACGGCAUACGCAAUGUUUACAAGAGAUACCAAAAGAUGAAGUUGGAUGCGUUGAACAAUGACCCGGACAUUAUUGACCUGGCGAGCCAUGACGCCGUUGCAUCGGCCACCAGCACUAAAGUCCAUGUUGUCAAAGAGUACGCCACCAAGGACUUGACCGCUAUUUUCCAAGCUUUUGCUGGCCACGACGUAGCCCUGGAUGACAUGAAGAUCCCCGACUCAGUGCCAGUCUACGAGCACGACGACAUGCCAGGUCUCCACAUGAUCCCCUCUCUCCUCCCUGCAGAAAUUCAAUCCAUCCUCCUAUCCCGUCUACUCCACCGAGACCUCACCUCCCCAGCUCAUCUCACAAACAUCCACACUCACUACACUCUCUCCUACCCACCCUCCCACUCCUCCUUCUUCUCCCUUCCCCUUUCCUCCCCCACUACCAUCGCCACGCCCCUCGACCCAAGCGUCCACAAACCCCUCUCCAUCGCCCAACUGCUUAAUAAGAAACUGCGCUGGACAACGCUAGGCGGCCAGUACGACUGGACCGCAAAGCGCUAUCCUGCAUCGCCUCCGCCACCGUUUCCGGGGGAUACAAAAGGGAUGCUGGAAUCCCUGUUUCCCGGUACGAAAGCUGAAGCUGCGAUUGUCAAUUUGUAUUCUCCCGGUGAUACGCUGAGUGUGCAUCGCGAUGUCGCUGAGAUGAGCUCUACAGGACUCAUCAGCGUGAGCUUGGGAUGCGAUGCUAUAUUUGUGCUCGGCACUUCGCAUGUCCAAGAGGACGGCGAGGUGCGCGAUAAGGUUCUGACGCUGAGGUUGAGGUCUGGCAGUGCGGUUUAUAUGAGUGGGGCCUCCCGGUUUGCAUGGCAUGGUGUUCCACAGAUUGUGGCUGGGACGUGUCCUGAAUAUCUAAAACUGUGGCCUGGUAGUACUGUACAGCAAGAAGGCGAUCAGACUGGAGAGUAUCAGGACUGGGCUGGGUGGAUGGCGAAUAAGAGGGUCAAUUUAAAUGUGCGGCAAAUGUGGGACUGA